Anopheles maculipalpis is the source of this 1194-nucleotide messenger RNA. Its product is annotated as odorant receptor Or2-like. The transcript is spliced from 6 exons. Gene Ontology annotation, molecular function: odorant binding; olfactory receptor activity. Gene Ontology annotation, cellular component: plasma membrane. Gene Ontology annotation, biological process: sensory perception of smell; detection of chemical stimulus involved in sensory perception of smell. The record is from RefSeq and is a predicted model, not a curated record. NCBI's taxonomy places the organism in Eukaryota, Metazoa, Arthropoda, Insecta, Diptera, Culicidae. Bases 1 to 1194 code for a protein of 397 amino acids.
AUGGAGCAUAUCUACCGGUGGAUCGUACGCAAUGACAAGUUCACGGAGGAAGUGUUUUUGAAGUGCAAUUUUUGUAAGCUAAGCACUCUUGGCAUCUACAAGGAUUCUUCAAAGGCUCCACUCGGCAGUCGCGUUGCAUUCUAUGCGAUGGAGCUUUUCUUUCUGCUCCAGAUCGGCACCAUCGUGUGGGACUUGGCAACCGUGCUGAACGACAUUGGACUAUUCGGGGAUAAUAUGUGCAUUCUGGCCGGAUUGCUUCUAACGAUGGUGAAAAAGUGGCACUGCGUACGAAACAUGCAAGAGCUGAGUGAGUGUAUCGAGCAGUUCCAGGCGUACCACGAGCACUAUCUGAAGCAGGGCGAAAGGUUUGUGCGGCGCAUGAGAAGACAGGAUUUGCAGGAGCGACUUCUGCAGGAUGCGUCCACACUGUUGGCAAUGGUGCUCGCUACCUGUUUGCUGGUAAAUGCACUGUUUUCCAACGGUCAAACGCUAAUCCUGCGUGCUACGUAUCCCUUCAGUACGUCCACCCCACUGGGCUACGGGUGUGUGUUUCUCUGCCAGGCGAUUCUCGUUGUGUACGUGCUGUUCACCAUUGUGCAGAUUGAUUGUACCGGGGCCCAAAUUUUGAGCCAAAUGUCCCUACUGUUCUGCAUGCAGCGGAUGGAGUUUGAGAUGAUCGGGGCUGAUCUUGCGCUGCCCACCGAGGGUUCACUGUACGGAGAUUGGCAACUUCGGCAGUCGGUACACAAGCUGAUAGCUUCCCAUCAGCAGCUACUUGCCUUUUGUGAUCGCUUGAAACGCCUGUACGAACCGAACAUUAUGGCCCAGUUUGUCUGCAGCAUGCUCAUCAUCUGUCUGACCGCAUUCGAGCUAAUGUUCGCCAAGGGAGAUCCGAUGCAGAUGAUGCGCUUCGGUGCGUAUAUGCUGACCGCAUUUUAUCAGAUAUUUGUGUGGAGUUUUUUCGGAAACAGAGUCACCAAUAUGUCAACCGGCAUCAGUGAUGCAACGAUCGGAUGCAACUGGAUCGUGCUGGAUGAUGGGUUGAAGAAGGACCUACGAUUCACCACAAUGCGCUCCCAGAAGCCUUUCAUAAUAGACGUCUACUGGUUGUUUCCGUUGACGUACGAAACGUUUAUAGCGAUUCUAAGCCGUUCCUAUUCGAUAUUUACGCUGCUUCGCACAAUGAUUGAGUGA